Messenger RNA from Diaporthe batatas, 1700 nucleotides. RefSeq lists its product as uncharacterized. The record is from RefSeq and is a predicted model, not a curated record. The transcript is spliced from 3 exons. The coding region runs from base 234 to 1307 and encodes 357 amino acids. Gene Ontology annotation, cellular component: lipid droplet; membrane; dehydrodolichyl diphosphate synthase complex. Lineage: Eukaryota; Fungi; Ascomycota; Sordariomycetes; Diaporthales; Diaporthaceae. Gene Ontology annotation, molecular function: ditrans,polycis-polyprenyl diphosphate synthase [(2E,6E)-farnesyl diphosphate specific] activity.
AUUUCCCUUACUGCCUUACCAUCACUCCAGCCUUCAAACAUCCUGAUCUCACUUGUCCGUCCGUCGUAAGCUCGUGCGUCGUCGUCGUCUUGGCAGACGGCAAUUUCUUGGAUGUACAGCCUCGAUCCCGUCCCUUUAUAAAACCUGAUCAUUUCUGCACUGUGAUAGACGCCCUCCACCGUCUCUAACCCACCCUGCUCUCGCCCGACUCUCCUGCAACCUCGGCCUCUACCAUGUCGGACCUGUACCUGGCACAUUUCCGGAGCUGGCUACUGAGCUCACCCCCGGCCGAAUGGAUCCUCCGGCAGGCGCAUGAGCUGCUCAUCGGGGCGCUCAAGCAGGGCCCGGUGCCCCAGCACGUAGCAUUCGUUAUGGACGGCAAUAGGCGAUAUGCCAAGAACCAUAAAAUUGAGAGCCUGGAAGGACACCAUCUUGGGUUUGAGGCCCUGGCUAAGAUCCUAGAAGUCUGCUACAAGACUGGUGUCAAGGUUGUCACUGUCUAUGCUUUCGCCAUAGAGAACUUCAACCGACCACAACGCGAAGUUGAGGGCUUGAUGUUGCUGGCCAAGACCAAGCUCUCACAACUCAUGCAGCACGGGGAGGUCCUGGACAGAUAUGGUGCCCGCAUCAAGAUAUGCGGAAAGCGAGAGCUAAUCCCAAAGGAUGUUCUGGAAUACGUUGACAGAGCCGUGGAGAACACCAGCAAGAACACUGGUGCUGUUCUGAACAUCUGCUUCCCAUACGGUUCAAGGGAGGAAAUGACCCACGCGGUCCGGACAACAGUGCAGGACUAUCUGACAACUCCGCCACCUAAGAACUCGACAUUCUCUCAGACUCGCAUCUCACAGAGCAUCAAGUCUAGGAAGCUGACCCGGCCCGACACACUGCCGUCAAUAGAUGAAACGCCCUCGACGGCAGAGCAUUCAGGACAGGAUGGCGAUGGCCAUGAUGAUUCCGUCUCGUCCACGGCGUCGACGUUACACCUGCCCGACGCGCCGUCCAGGCCGUCGUCGUCGCACACUGCGAGAUAUCCCGACCCCGAGACCAUCAACACAGAGACGUUGACAGACCACAUGUACACAGCUGGAGACCCGCCUCUGGACAUGUUUGUUCGAACUAGCGGGGUGGAGAGGCUGAGUGACUUUAUGCUGUGGCAGUGCCACCAGGACACUCAGCUCUUCUUCCUCGAGUGCAUGUGGCCAGACUUCGAUCUGUGGCAUUUCCUGCCGGUCUUGGUCGAGUGGCAGUGGCGGCAGAAGCAGAAGGAGAGGGACGAAAAGCCCCGGCGAGGAAUCAAGCAGCGUUGAAUGUGGGACUUGCGUGUUGGCGUCGCGCAGCACAAAUCUGCUUUCCUCCAUAUUUUUGCCGUCGUCUCGACAAUGAUGUCCACCUGGGCAGUGAACAGAUGGGAGAUGGUUCGGACGGAGAGGAAGCUCAAGAGCGAGGUUUGCAUCCGGAAGGCUACAUCAUUACAAUCAAACUAAUUAUGUGUGUUGCGGUCUGUGAUCGAACACAUCCAUAGUCUGGCGUUACGAUGCGGUUAAAAGAGGUUAGAUAAAUAACAGUCUGUGAGCUCUAACGAGCCGUCCACCAGUAUUCUGAACCUCGGAACCCCAUAUGGGACAGCUUCCUAGGACAGACGACUCAUAUACAACCUCCUGCGGGAUAUUCCAAAAAAAGACAAUGUAAAUGUCAGCUCG